AUGUAUCAUGAACCCGACUACGACGACAGUGUCCAAGUUAUCAUAGGUGGAGCCAUUGUGGCAACGAUGGUUGUGGUUAUGGUCGGGUAUUUGGUGAGGGUUUCUUUAUUUAUUUUUCAGAAAAAUUUUAAAAAUUAAAAAAUUUUUUGCUAAUGUAUUAAUACGAGAAUAGCUUUAUAUUUUUCUGUAUUUUAUUACAAAUGUCAUUUCUACAAAAUUUUUGACCUAAAAAUUGAGUUUUUAGUUAAUUUUAGAUGACUUCAAGCUCCUAUAGGUAAAAUCGGUGAAAAAGUAACUAGAAAAGACAUUUUUCUAUCUUUUUCAUUUUUAAAAACAUUCUGUUUAUUUUUCAAUCUAUGCCAUAUACCACUACGUAUUAUACGAAUUACUGUUUUAGGUAUAUCAUCAUAGGCUGAUGGUACGACGAUCCUCACAAACGAGUAGAGUUUCAGCUUUACAACCCAUUAUGGUAACGAAUUAUCGACGAGCCAGUAAUUUUACUUGA
Molecule: messenger RNA, 505 nt
Organism: Bursaphelenchus okinawaensis
Lineage: Eukaryota; Metazoa; Nematoda; Chromadorea; Rhabditida; Aphelenchoididae
Source: the annotation of a GenBank genome assembly